Molecule: messenger RNA, 876 nt
Organism: Closterium sp. Yama58-4
Lineage: Eukaryota; Viridiplantae; Streptophyta; Zygnematophyceae; Desmidiales; Closteriaceae
Source: the annotation of a GenBank genome assembly
AUGCCCUCAUGCCCUCAUGCCCUCAUCCUUUCAUGCCCUCAUGCCCUCAUGCCCUCAUGCCCUCAUGCCCUCAUGCCCUCACGCCAUCAUGCCCUCAUGCCCUCAUGCCCUCAUCCCCUCAUGCCCUCAUGCCCUCAUGCCUUCAUGCCCUCAUGCCCUCACGCCCUCACGCCCUCAUGCCCUCACGCCCUCAUGCCCUCACGCCCUCAUGCCCUCAUGCCCUCACGCCCUCAUGCCCUCAUGCCCUCAUGCCCUCAUGCCCUCAUGCCCUCAUGCACUCAUGCCCUCAUGAGCUCAUGCCCUCAUGCACUCAUGCCCUCACGCCAUCAUGCCCUCAUGCCCUCAUGCCCUCAUGCCCUCAUGCCCUUAUGCCCUCAUGCCCUCAUGCCCUCAUGCCCUCACGCCCUCAUGCCCUCAUGCCCUCAUGCCCUCACGCCCUCAUGCCCUCAUGCCCUCACGCCCUCACGCCCUCAUGCCCUCACGCCCUCAUGCCCUCAUGCCCUCAUGCCCUUAUGCUUUCCUGCCCUCAUGUACUCAUGCACUCAUGCACUCAUGCCCUCAUGCCCUCAUGCCCUCAUGCCCUCACGCCCUCAUGCCCUCAUGCCCUCAUGCCCUCAUGCCCUCAUGCCCUCAUGCACUCAUGCCCUCAUGCCCUCAUGCCCUCAUGCCCUCAUGCCCUCAUGCCCUCAUGCCCUCAUGCACUCAUGCCCUCACGCCAUCAUGCCCUCAUGCCCUCAUGCAAUCACGCCAUCAUGCCCUCAUGCCCUCAUGCCCUCAUGCCCUCACGCCCUCAUGCCCUCAUGCCCUCACGCCCUCAUGCCCUCAUGCCCUCAUGCCCUCAUGCCCUCAUGCCCUCAUGCCCCCAUGCCCUCAUGA